AUGUUAGAAGAUUUAAUCAGGCUUAAAUACGUUGAAAAUUUUAUAAAUGAUUUGAUCAAUGGAUAUAGUUUCGAUAUUUCAAAACAGGAUGAUGUGGUUAGGAAAUAUUAUGCCUCAGAGGAAUUAAUAUUAAUUUAUAUAAGACAAGAUACUGAUGAAGUGAGGAAUCGUAUAGACUCCAUCAAUAAACUUUUGAAUCCUAGAAAACGCAUCAAAGAUCGUACCAAAGUUGUACUUAUGUUUAAUAGAUUGAUCAGAUUUGAUGUCUUUGAACCACUUAAUUUCAAUGCAAGACACUUGAAUAUCGUAAUGCCUAAAUUUGAAAUAUAUUUAGAAACAAGGUCUCGGCACUUCCCAAAAGUUUAUAGAAAACUAGUACUUUCAGCCUUCUUUGCCAUGGUUAAUCUCUCUCUCAGUCCAAAGAAUUUAUGGAGAUCAAGUAAAGCACUUCAAGCAACACAUAUUUUACAGAAAAUUACUCAUUUAAAAGAUUCAGAAUCGAGAGUCGUUAGUUACGAAAGUAGUGUUUUUCAAAAUUACUUAAACCCACCAAACUAUGAUUUCUGGAUGUCAUGCAACUCGGAUAUUGUUUUAGGAAUUGACUCUGAAUGGAAAUCAGGCAGAAAUCAUAUUUAUGAAACUUUUGGCCUUUUUCAACCCAAAAUUUAUGAUAUGAAAGAACUUUCUCUUUCUAUAAUCUUCACCUUACAAAAGUAUAAAUUUGUUACUGAUGAGUUUUGGUUCAAGAAUGUUGUUGGAAAAGGAUCAAGUUUAAAAUGUUUAUAUGAUAAUAUUUGGUCAAGAUGUGAAACGUAUUUAAAAGAAUUCAUAGGUUGCAAAUUGAAGGAGAAAUCUCCUAUAUUUAAGUUUAAUAUUGGAUCAGAAGAAAUUUGGUUAAUGACAAAUUAUACUAUAACUUCAAAAAACGGUAAAUACAUUCCCCUAAAAUUGAAUAGAGAUUUAAAGAAUAUGUAUGAAGCCUUCAAAUUAUCAAGUUCGAAUAAUCCCCUGUGUGAAUUCCAAAGACUACCGUUUAUACAUUUAUUCACACAAAUUUUCAUCGAAAGUUUGGGAUGUAAUAGUCUGACUGCAUUUAUCACCGAUGGUAGAACAAUUAUAUACAUAAAGUUCAUCCCUAAAAUUUGUGUUAAAAAUGUAAGGUCAGACUAUUGGGAAAAUAGAAUCAUUCCUUGUGAAAUAUUUGAAGUACAACUGAACAAAGAUUUUAUUAAUUGUGUAAUAGAUGGUAUGUACAAUUCAACAGAAGGGGCAUCAUUUCAAAAGUCAGCAUUAGACCUUUGUACUCAAAAAUCGUUAAUAGAUUAUUAUUAUAGGAUUUUGCAACAGGUUUUAAUAAGUUUAUCUUUCGAGCUCUCCAAAUCAAAAAAUGACGAUGAAAAAUUUGAAAUGAAACUUGCAAUGGAUAUCAGAGAUGUUAUUAGUAAACAAUAUUUAACGACAAUUCUGAUGAUCAAACUUUGUUACGGUGACCGAUUCAUUAAUCGAUCAAUAGAAAAUAUUCUUGAAACAUUCACAGUAGUAGAAAUAUUUGGAAAUGGUUUAAGGUAUCAUGAUAAUGGGACUGUCUUACGAGUAAAGUCGAAAGAUGGAGAUCACUAUAUUUUCAAAAUAUAUGAUCCAGUCUUCUCUAGAUCCAUCAUUCGACACAAUUUUCGAUUCCAUGAAUCAGUACAAGAUAGUAUGACAUCUUUUAUAAACGAGUGUUGUGCAUAUUAUCAUUUGGAAGAACUAAACUUUGUCCCUAAAGUAUUUCAAGUUGGUGUUUUGACUAGCAAGUCGGAUUUUGUAAUGAAAGAGUUAAAUAUUGAUAAGAUGAAUUCAAAGGGAUUUUAUAUACUUAUGGAAUAUAUUCCAGCCAAAAGACUCCUGAUGCAAUUAUACCGAGAUGUAUAUUCUCAACUUCUUAAACUGAAAUUGGAACUCGUUCAUGGCUUGGGAAUUAGUCAUGGUGAUAUUCUUUGGAAGAACAUUUUAAUUAAAGAUGAAGAUAACAGCGAGGAACCUGAAAUCUUUUUUAUUGAUUUUGGAAAUUGUAGAAUAUCUGAUUCAAAGCUACAAUUUUCAAGAUUUACUUCGAAACCAAAGUUAUUUAAAUCAAGUGUUGUGGAAGAUUCGAAUUUACUUAAAAGAUUGAUAACUGCUUUAGGAGUUGAUGGUUCUGUUUUUAAAAAGUUAUGGAAAAUGUAUGAUAUUAAAGUAGCUACUGAUAAUAUAUUUCAUGGUAAAGCGGAAGUCUCAGAUAAAUAA
Scheffersomyces coipomensis is the source of this 2268-nucleotide messenger RNA. RefSeq lists its product as uncharacterized. The transcript is spliced from 2 exons. NCBI's taxonomy places the organism in Eukaryota, Fungi, Ascomycota, Pichiomycetes, Serinales, Debaryomycetaceae. The record is from RefSeq and is a predicted model, not a curated record. Bases 1 to 2268 code for a protein of 755 amino acids.